Polyodon spathula (Mississippi paddlefish) is the source of this 3333-nucleotide messenger RNA. RefSeq names its product kinesin-like protein KIF23. The record is from RefSeq and is a predicted model, not a curated record. Lineage: Eukaryota; Metazoa; Chordata; Actinopteri; Acipenseriformes; Polyodontidae. Gene Ontology annotation, cellular component: kinesin complex; nucleus; microtubule. Gene Ontology annotation, molecular function: ATP hydrolysis activity; microtubule motor activity; ATP binding. The coding region runs from base 126 to 3074 and encodes 982 amino acids. Gene Ontology annotation, biological process: microtubule-based movement. The transcript has 24 exons.
CGGUGAUUGGCGAGAUUUGAACAAAUACUUGUGUUCCCGAGCCGGAGGGAAAGUUUGAAUCGAGAUUGAGUGAAGAGGCUUGAGGACGAGCAGGAGACUGGAAGAGAAACAACGCCGCCUUCGCCAUGAUCAAACCACCGAGGGGUAAAACACCCCGAAGACCUGCCCUAAAGAAACCAUCCAAUAACAGUAACCUUAAAGAUCCAGUUGGUGUGUACUGCCGGGUCCGCCCGCUUGGUUCAGAGGACCAGGAAUGCUGUAUUGAGGUGAUCAGUGAAACAACAAUACAACUGCACCCUCCAGAAGGGAGCAAAGUUAACAGGAAUGGAGAGUUCAAAGAGACGCAGUAUUCCUUCAAGAAUGUGUUUGGUCUGAACAUAUCUCAGCUUGAACUGUUUGACAACGUGGCAAAGCCACUUGUUGAUGAUGUCAUUCAUUGUAAAAAUGGUUUGCUUUUCACGUAUGGUGUGACAGGCAGCGGGAAAACUCAUACAAUGACUGGCUCUCCUGGGGAAGGGGGUCUUCUUCCCCGCUCUCUGGAUAUGAUUUUCAAUAGUAUAGGUCCUUAUCAGGCAAAGCGAUACGUUUUCAAGCCAGAUGACAAAAAUGGCAUGGAGAUUCAGACCUCCGUUGAUGCUUUGUUAGAAAGGCAAAAAAGAGAGAGCCAAACAUCUGCACCGAAGACUCCUUCUAGGCAAAGGCCAGAUCCAGAGUUUGCUGACAUGAUCAAUGUAGAAGAUACUUGCAAGGCAGAGGGUAUCGAUGAAGACAGUGUCUACAGUGUUUUUGUUUCAUACAUAGAAAUCUAUAAUAAUUACAUCUAUGAUCUCCUAGAGGAAGUCCCAUAUGAUCCAAUAAGGCCAAAGUGGAACGGGUGCGGCACUCCUGUGCGGAGCACUGAGUUCAUACCUCCUCAAUCUAAAAUUCUCAGGGAAGAUCAAAACCAUAAUAUGUAUGUGGCUGGCUGUACAGAAGUAGAGGUGAAAUCGACAGUAGAAGCAUUUGAGGUUUUCUGGAAAGGUCAGAAAAAGAGGCGUAUUGCCAACACUCAGUUAAACCGAGAAUCCAGUCGUUCUCACAGUGUAUUCAUCAUCAAACUGGCUCAGGCGCCUUUGGAUGCAGAUGGAGACAAUGUUCUGCAGGAUAAAGAUCAGAUAAGUGUGAGUCAGCUUUGCCUGGUUGAUCUGGCUGGAAGUGAAAGAACAAGCAGAACGCGAGCUGAAGGGAGCCGACUGCGGGAGGCAGGGAACAUAAACCAGUCCCUGAUGACUCUUAGAACAUGUAUAGAAGUUUUAAGAGAGAACCAGAUGUAUGGAACAAAUAAGAUGGUACCGUACAGAGAUUCUAAAGUGACCCAUCUAUUUAAGAACUAUUUUGAUGGGGAAGGAAAAGUGAGAAUGAUUGUUUGUGUCAAUCCUAAAGCAGACGAUUACGAAGAAACUAUGCUGGUGAUGAGGUUUGCUGAGAUGACUCAGGAAGUGGAAGUUGCCAGGCCUGUUGACAGGCCUAUCUGCGGCCUCACACCGGGGCGCAGGAACAGAAACCAGGCCUUCAAGGAAGAGUUGACACGCAAGCUAGAGGAGCGUGGAGGCCCAGUUAAUGGAGAUUUAGAAAACCCUUCAGCCAUUGAGAUUCUUAUACAGAGCUUACCGCCUCUGCCUCCUUGUAAUCUUGUGGAUGUUAAUGACGACCAAACCUUGCCCAGACUGAUUGAAUGCCUGGAGAAACGACACAGAAUAAGGCAGAUGAUGAUAGAUGAGUUUGAUAAAACAGCUGGGUUGUUUAAAUCUAUGCUCCAGGAGUUUGAUGGUACCCUAAUGGCCAAGGAGAAUUUCAUCCAGGAGCAGAGAGGAAAGCUGGGUGACAAGGAUAGGGUUAUUACGGGACAGAAGUCCGAGGUUGAUCGACUUGAGAAGAAGGUCAAAACCCUAGAAUAUAAGAUUGACAUUUUGCAGAAAACAACUAAUAUUUAUGAAGUGGAUAAACGUUCCUUACAACAAGAGUUGGAGACAAAGGACCAGAAAUUGCAGCGAGAAUUAUCAGAGAAACGUCGAAUGGAAGCAAGGAUGCAAGGAGUGGUGUCGAAUACAAAGAUGAAAUGGGAGAAGGAAUGUGAGAGACGUGUGGCUGCGAAACAGAUGGAGAUGCAGAACAAACUGUGGGUGAAAGAUGAAAAGCUGAAGCAGCUCAAAGCCAUUGUAACGGAAAGCAAGAGCGAGAGACCAGAGAGAUCUGAAAAGCCAGAGAGACCAUCCAGGGAGAAGGACAUGGUUAAGAAAAGAUCUGUGUCUCCAUCGCCUGUACCUACUCCUGUCUCUUCCCCUCACCUGGUCAGGAGGGGCCAGCCUUCCUCCAGCAGUCUGUCGGUAGCCUCCUAUAUUGCAGAGUGGGAACAGAGAGUUCCCCAGGCUCCUAGACAAGUUUACGAUUCACCUGAUCAUAGGACUAGACAGGAGGAGCUCACGGAAUACAGGCAUAACAGCAAUCAGAACAGGAGGCAAGGCUUUUACAGGACAGGAGACUGUGAGGUUCCCAUUCAACACAGAGCUGUAGACCUAGAGGAAGAGUGUUGCCACAGGAACGCACCACCGGUUCAGCCUCGACACAGACGCUCACUCUCCGCGGGUGGGGAGAGAUGGGUAGAUCAUAAACCAGCCAGUAAUUUGGAGCUAGGUACAGUCAUGCAACCACAUGUGCCCAAUGCAAUCAAGGUGUCAGUUCCCAAUGAAAAAGCUUUGUCAAAAUGUGACAAAUACAUGCUGACACACCAGGAGCUGGCAUCGGAUGGGGAAAUUAAAACAAAACUUAUAAAGGGAGAAGUGUUCAAGACAAGAGGGGGAGGACAAUCAGUCCAGUUCACAGACGUAGAAACAUUAAAGCAGGAGUCCCCAACUUCUAGUACAAACCGGAAAAGGAGGUCCUCUGGUAACGCCCCUGUGCAGAAGGAGGAAACCACAGAGAGUGAAUGGACCGAUGUAGAGACGAGGUGUUCUGUAGCUGUAGAGAUGAGGGCGGGUUCUAAUCUUGGACCUGGAUACCAGCACCAUGGCCAACCUAAGCGCAGAAAGCCCUAAUGGAGACCUUUUUAAUUUGUUUUUAUUCUUUCUCACUGCCUUCAAAGGGACAAAGACAAAUGUUCAUGUUGAAAUCAUGAGGAACAGUGUUAUCCGGGUCUGUGUUUGUGUAUUUUUUGGUUAAGUUUACACAUCCCCCAACCAAACACAAACCUCUGCAGUAAAUAAUGUGUGUUUUUUUUUUACUUGUUUGUUGUGCACACCGUUUAUUUAGUUGCAUAUUACUUGUACAAUCUGUCCCCGUGAUGGCUCCUUUUCA